CUCGGUGUUCAAGGCAGCCCGGCCCUCCUUUUUUUUAUGUUUCAUCUGGAAUGUAUUGAGGAGGCCACAUGAAGCAAGUACGCGCGCGGCCAAGAGAAAUCGAAUGCCAACGAUAGAUGGAGGGGUGGUUGUCGUGUUCUUUAUUGCAACCUUUGAUUGAUAAUGGAUCGACAGAAAAGGAAGUCAGAAAUACAGAAAGCCUUGACAUUCAUGCAAUCUUCCUUACCUUUCCCUGAACCACUGGAAUAUCAGGCAUUCUUACAUCAGUUGAUACGGAACUUGCUGGAGGAGGGCAAUGACUUGUACCGAGAAGGGGACUAUAAACAGGCUGUAGCACAAUACACAGAAGGUGUCAGUGUCGUGGAGUAUGCUGAAUCUGACUCUCUGGCCAUUUCUUCAGAGAUGCUGGAACAUCUCUUUGUUAAUAGAGGAGCAGCCUAUUUCCAGCUGGGUUUGUUUCAAAAAUCCAUUGAAGAUUGUGAUGCUGUGAUCAAACUGAACAAUAGCAAUGCAAGAGCUCUAUAUCGCAAAGCUAGAGCUCUCAAGGAGCUCGGUCAGGUGAAGGACGCUUAUGAAAGUAGUACCCGCUGCCUUUUGACUGUUCCUCAUGAUGAACAGGUGACUGCAUUGGCUCAGGAACUUGCAAGUAUGCUUGGGCUUAAGAUUCGUAAAGCUUACAUUGGACCUCAGAGUCUUCAGGGAUCACCAGGGGUCACUAGCAAUGGGGAAGCAGUGUUGCCUUCUGGAGAGGACACUACCAAUGGUGUACAGUGUCUGGAUGACAUUGCAGCAGUUCCAGAGUCAAGUGCUCAGUGUAUCCCGGCUCCUCUUGCUACCUCCAUACCAGUCAGUGAUGAUCCCUCUCCAUCCUCUCCUGAUCUGGAGGCAUCCAAAAGCACACAGUCUGGGGCACCGGGUGUGCCCUUCUCUGUUCCAGAGAGCAUUGACGAUUUAGUGGAUGGGGAAGUGAUAGGAGAAGAGCUGGAUAAUCUGUUGGAUUCUAUGUCCAAGAGCCAGGAUAUCCCAGUGGGCACCGCAGUCCAAGGACCAAUACCAACCAACCUGCCCAGCACAGUAGCUCGUCUCAUUCCCAUUUUUCCAGGUGGUGUGACAGCUGUGCUGCCCUCAGUAAUGCCCCAGAAUAUGCCCCCUCCAUCCACACAGUUGCCCCCUGCCUUUUUCACCUCAGUUGGCAAUAAACUGAACACUCUGGACUCCUUUGAUGUGUCUGGUGCAAGCCCCAGUUCCAAUACCAAGCUUGACUCACUAGAUACAUUUGAUGCUGCUGGAGGAUCAAUGGGGACCAGCAGGAUUGUAGCAGUGGGUAUUGGUCUUGAUUCUCUGUCCGAGUUCAGUGUACCAGGAUCACCAGCUCAAGCAGUCCUGAGAAGUGCAUCUCAAUCCGGAGGGCAAAUCUUCCACACCAGUUUGGGUGCUCUGCCAUCUAACGGUCCUGGCUUGGUACCUUCACAACAGCCUCUUCCUGGGGCGGGCUCCUCUGGAGUGUCCCUGCUUGCCAAAAACCCUCUGUCUGACACACACGAGUUCAGACAGGCCUGUCCUACCUGCUUCAUCAAGACAGGUCCCAAAGCCAUGGACUACACAUACAAGCCAGAUGUUGGUCAUAAAUGCAAGAAAGACAUCUUACUGUGUCGAAUAAAAGAGAGUGAAGAUCAGAGCUGGAAGAGAAUCCGUCCUCGACCUGCCAGGAACAAUUUUUUAGGGUCAUUUGUACUGUGCAAAGAGAUCCAGAGCAAACAGGAAUGCAAAUAUGGUGAGAAUUGCACCUUUGCAUAUUGUCAAGAGGAGAUUGAUGUCUGGACACAGGAGAGGAAGGGGGCACUCAACCGUGAGCUGCUUUUUAACCCUCUUGGUGGCAGUGAGAGAAGGAACCUUACUGUCUCUAGACUACUGCAAACCCACCAAGGGAUGUUCAUGUUCCUCUGUGAGGAGUGCUUUGAUAGCAAGCCCCGCAUCAUAAGCAAGCGCAGCAAGGACAAUCUGGCAGUGUGCUCGAAUCUGUCUGCCAAGCAUCUUUUUGAUAUGAACAAGUGCCUGGUUCAUGUGGUGCGAUCCACCACGGUACGCUACUCCAAAGUCCGCCCAUUGCAUCCCCUCUGCCAGUUUGAUGUCUGCCGGCAUGAAGUCCGUUAUGGCUGCCAGCGAGAAGACAGCUGCUCUUUUGCUCACAGCAUUGUGGAGCUGAAGACCUGGGUACUGCAGCAGGACUCUGGAAUCACACAUGAGGAGAUUGUGCAGGAAUCCAAAAAAUACUGGCAACGUCUGGAACAGGGUGCCCAGCGCCGUAAGCCCACACAUUCUGGAGUCUCUGCUAGUUGUCGGCAGCCUCGCAACUUGAACUUGAAGAUGAAGUUUGUUUGUGGGCAGUGCUGGAGGGAUGGCCAGGUUAGUGAGCCAGACAAAGAGCUCAAAUACUGCACUGCUAAAGCCCGACACAGCUGGACAAAAGAACGGCGGGUGCUGUUGGUGAUGUCUUUCGAGCGCAAGAAGUGGGUGGUAGUCCGACCCUUGCCUUUUUCCCGGGCUUUCCCGCAGCAGUAUGAUAUGUGUGUCCAUGUGGUUAAAGAAAAGAAGUGCCACUACAUUGGCAAGUGUUCCUUUGCACACAGCCCUGAAGAAAGAGAUGUUUGGACCUACAUGAAGGAUAAUAACAUGAGGGACAUGCAGCAAAUGUAUGAUCUUUGGCUGAAGCUAACCAACCAGAACCGCCAGGCUGAUGGAACCCUGCUCACCACAGAGCCAGAAGAGAAGCAAAUAGUUAUGCCCACAGAUUAUGCUGAGACUAUGAGUGGGUUCCAUUGUCGACUGUGUGGAAAAAACAGCAAUAGUGAACGACAGUGGCAGCAGCAUAUCUCUUCGGAGAAGCACAAGGAGAAGGUUUUCAGCAGUGAUGGGGAGGAGAAUGUGACCUGGAAGUUCCGCUUCCCUGGGAAAAAGUUUGAAAUAUGCGAUAAGCUAGCAGAUGGCUCCUGUUCAGCUGGCUCCAGUUGCGAGGCAGCUCACAGCUCAGAGGAGUUGGCAGAGUGGCAAGAAAGGCGCGACUUCCUGAGAAAAAAGCUGGCCAGGGCACGGGAUGACAUGCUGAUUGCUCCAUCUGACACCGACUUUGGCAAAUAUAACUUUCUGCUCCAGGACUGAGCUUGUAAAUCUUUUUUUGCAGCCCCCACCCCCCCCCAACACAAUUUCCUCUCUUUUUCCUCUAUUUGCUUCGUUAAGAUGCAUGUACACACUUGUUGUGUCACCCCCAGCCC
Messenger RNA from Polypterus senegalus (gray bichir), 3272 nucleotides. RefSeq names its product zinc finger CCCH domain-containing protein 7B-like. The coding region runs from base 163 to 3159 and encodes 998 amino acids. The record is from RefSeq and is a predicted model, not a curated record. Gene Ontology annotation, molecular function: protein binding; metal ion binding; miRNA binding. Gene Ontology annotation, biological process: miRNA processing. NCBI's taxonomy places the organism in Eukaryota, Metazoa, Chordata, Cladistia, Polypteriformes, Polypteridae. The transcript is spliced from 23 exons.